Messenger RNA from Striga hermonthica, 567 nucleotides. Lineage: Eukaryota; Viridiplantae; Streptophyta; Magnoliopsida; Lamiales; Orobanchaceae. The record is from the annotation of a GenBank genome assembly.
AUGGCCUCAUUUAGCGAGCCGUCAAAGGUGGCGGAGGAGAAGAAAGAAACGGUGGUGGCGGCAAAAACUCGUAUUGAUUACUACUUUAGUUUGGGUGAUUUGGUUUUAAGAUUUUUGGUGUUUGCUUCGGCAGUGGUGGCAGUUGUGGUUAUGGUCACUAGCCACCAAACACUUUAUUCUGUGCCUGCUAAAUUCAAUCACUCACCGGCUUUCAUAUACUUUGUUGCAGCACUCAGAGUUGCAGGCUUGUAUAGCAUUAUUACCACCCUCUUCUCCUUCUAUGCUCUCCUCAAACCAGGCUGCUGCCCAAAACUGCUGUCCCAUCUCGUCAUAUUCGAUGAUCUACUGUUGGGAUUUGGGGCUGCUGCAACGGGAUCAGCGGGGGCAGUGGCUUAUAUAGGUCUACAGGGGAACACACAUGUUGGUUGGAAAAAGAUUUGCAACAUUUACGAUGAGUUUUGCAAGCACGUUGGAGCAUCGGUUUUCGUCUCCUUGUUCGCCUCAAUCGUCCUGGUUUUCUUGAUUUUGCUCUCUGUUUAUGCCCUCUUCCAGAAAAUCCCAAAAUAG